Rhopalosiphum padi (bird cherry-oat aphid) is the source of this 6156-nucleotide messenger RNA. RefSeq lists its product as uncharacterized. Lineage: Eukaryota; Metazoa; Arthropoda; Insecta; Hemiptera; Aphididae. The record is from RefSeq and is a predicted model, not a curated record. Gene Ontology annotation, molecular function: serine-type endopeptidase activity; protein binding. The transcript has 34 exons. Gene Ontology annotation, biological process: proteolysis. The coding region runs from base 426 to 5819 and encodes 1797 amino acids.
GAUGUACAAUUAGUAUUUUAAAACAAUUUUGCUUACUCACUUAAUUUGCAUUACUUGUGUACAUAGUCUGUUCUUUGGUCGAUUAUACAAACGUAGCUUCGCGUAUAGGUAAAAUAUAAUAAUUUUCAGCACCGACUGAUAAACUCAAUUCUGCAAUACUAAUUUAGAAUACCUAGCAUUAUGUGUCGUGUAGUUAAAAUCGUGAUGUAAAUAUUAUUUAUUAGAGAUCGUUUUAAAAAUGAUAACUUCUAGCAAAGUUCAAUAUUAAUUUAUUCUUUACAGAUAUUUUGUUAUUGUUUUUUAUACAUUACACUAAUAUUAUAAUAUCUACAUAUUUGUCAAAUAUUGUUUAAGGUUUAGUGAAGUUUAUUUAAUUUAUCUAAUAAACUAUACAGUAUUUCUUUAAUAUUAAUUCGUCAUUGACCAUGAAGGUGACAUAUUUCUGGUUAUUAUAUUCAUGUUUAAAUCUUGGAGAAGUCGUUUUUUGUAACAGAGUACUUGAAAAACGAAAAAAAUUAUCACCAUGCACAAUCGAAUACCAGUAUAAAUGUAUAUCUGGCCAAUGCGUUAAUGAAACAAAUAUUUGUAAUGGAUAUCCCGAUUGUGUCGAUGGGUCUGAUGAAACUUUAGAAUUAUGUGAAACAGUUCAGUGUGAUAAUAAUAAAUUUCGGUGUAAGUAUGGGGCUUGUGUCAAUAAGGACAAGAAAUGUGAUGGCAUAAAACAGUGUGUUGAUGGAUCUGAUGAAGAGAAAUGUAUUGUGCCUGAAUCAAUCUCGGAGCCAACAACACUAAAAUCUAUUAAUAAUACAAUACAACGUACGACACAGUCUAAUAAAAAGAAUAUUUGCAUUCUACCGAACCUUGAAGGAGUUAUAUAUUCUUACGAAGGUUCAGAUGACAUUUUAUCUCACGGAACAUUGAUUAAACACAAUCGCACUGUUAUCGAGAACUGUCAAGUUGGAUAUCAUAAGGCUUACCCCAUUAGUUCUAGGGUUUGUCAAAAUAAUGGAACAUGGUCAUCGAAAUCUGAGAAAUUGUGUUUCAAGUGCGGUAGAUCAUAUAUCGGACACCAAUUAUUGAUCGAUAAUGGAAAGACAGCACAUUUUGGAACAGCGCCUUGGAAUGUAGGAAUAUAUCGAUUUAAUAAAGAGAAUUCCAAGUAUGACUUGAUAUGCGGAGGAUCGCUAAUUGCUCCAAAUUCAGUCAUUUCUGCGGCUCAUUGUUUUUGGCGAAAUGGUAUGCUAUCUAAUAGAAUAUCAAUAAGCGAUGGCCUUUAUAGAAUUGCUGUUGGAAAAUAUUAUAGAAAUUACACAAUUAUUGACAAUGAUUUUACUCAAAUAAUGGAUGUAGAAACAAUUUAUCUGAAAGAAGACUAUUUGGGAUAUGAUCGUUUCUAUUCUGAGGAUAUAGCUUUUAUCGUAUUGUCAAACAGAGUUAAUAUAAGUAGUGCUGUUGCACCUGUUUGUGUUGAUUGGAACGUUAGAUAUAAUGUAAAAAAUGGAAUUCAAGGAAAGAUUGUUGGUUGGGGAAAAACAGAAAAAAACAUAAUUAGCCCUGUCUUAUUAGAAGCAACUUUACCGUACAUUGAUUAUAAUUCUUGUCGAAGCAUGUAUACAAAUGACUUUAAAAAGUUUGUGACUUUUGAUAAAUUUUGUGCCGGAUUAACAUCGGGACAAGGAGUUCGUGAAGGUGACAGUGGUGCAGGCUUGAUGUUUUUGCAUUCUGAUUUUUAUUAUUUAACCGGAAUAGUGAGUCUCAAGGAUCCAAAUACACAUAAUUCAAUUGCAGUUUUUACUAAUGUUAGCACCCACAUUAAUUGGCUUCGUGAAAUGUAUAAUAAACAUAGUUCUUAUGAAAGGGACAAUAUGCUGGUUACGACAAAUUCUUGUGUUUUACCAAUUGCCGAAGGCAUUAUAUAUUUUUAUGAAGGUUCGGAUGAAAUUUUAUCUCACGGGACAUCAAUUAAUUCACAUCAUAUUGUAAUUGAGGACUGUGAAACUGGAUAUCAUAAGGCAUUCCCGAGUAGUUUUAGGGUUUGCCAGGGAAACGGAAAAUGGAAAUCGAAUCCUCAAAAAUUGUGUUUUAAAAUGUGUCCACCUUUAUUAUCGGAUAGCUUAGAUAUUAAAUGUACUCUAAAUGGUGAUUAUGCAAAUUGUUCAAAUCCAUCAAUAUUUGGUACAAAAGCUAUACCAUUAUGUAAGCCAACCCAUAAAAUACCAAAUGGACAAGAAGAGACUCCAAUUGAAUUACUUUGUCAGUCUAAUGGAGCAUGGAAUAAUCAACUACAUACUUGCAUUCCAUAUUGUGGUAAAGUAUAUUCAAAUAAAGCUACAUUGAUCGAUAGUGGUAUCAAAGCUGAUGUUGGAUCAGCUCCUUGGAAUGCUGGAAUUUAUCAAUUAAAUAAAGAGAGUUUCACGUAUGACAUGAUAUGCGGAGGAUCAUUAAUUAGUUCAAAUAUAAUUGUUUCUGCGGCUCAUUGUUUUUGGCAAAAAGAUAUGCUGUCUAAACGAUUAUCAAUUAACGAUGGUCUAUAUAAAAUUGCUGUUGGAAAAUAUGAUAGAGAUUACUCAGUAAUUGACAAUGAAUUUACCCAAAUAAUUGAUGUGAAAACAAUUUAUAUAAAAGAAAAUUAUUAUGGAACUAAGGGGUUUCAUGCUGAAGAUAUAGCUGUUAUCAUGUUAAAAAACAAAGUUUCUAUUAGUGUAGGUGUUGCACCAGUUUGCGUUGAUUGGAAUAGUAGAUAUAAUGUAUCAAAUGGAGCUCAAGGAAAGAUUUUUGGUUGGGGUAAAACAGAAAAAGACGUGUCAAGUCCCAUUUUAUUAGAAGCCAGUUUACCGUACAUCGACCAUAAUUCUUGUCGAAGCAUGUAUAAAAAUGGAUUUGAAUCGUUUGUGACUAUUGAUAAGUUUUGUGCCGGGUCUGCAUUAGAUCAAGGGGCUCGUAAAGGUGACAGUGGUGCAGGCUUAACGUUUUUACAUUCUAAUUCUUAUUAUUUAACUGGAGUAAUGAGUGUCAACGAUCCAUAUGCAAACAAUUCAAUAUCGGUUUUUACAGAUAUUAAGUUUCACAUUCAAUGGCUUCGUAUGCUGUAUACAAAUAAUUUUCGCUUCAAUAUUAAUUCAUCGUUAGCCAUGAAGGUUACGUAUUCCUGGUUCAUAUAUUCAUGUUUAAUUUUUGGAACAGAUGUUUUUUGUGAUAGAAUACUUGAAAAACGACAAACUGUUUCAUCAUGCAAAAUUAGAAACCAAUACAAAUGUAUAUCUGGCCAAUGUAUUGAUAAAACAUCAAUUUGUGAUGGAACUCGAGAUUGUAAUGAUGGGUCUGAUGAAACUUUGGCAUUAUGUAAUACAGUUCGGUGUCAAAAAUAUACAUUCCGGUGUAAAUAUGGGGCUUGUGUAAAUACAGAAAGUAAAUGUGAUGGUGUAAGACAGUGUGCUGAUGGAUCUGAUGAAGAAAAUUGUCCUGGUCCUAUUUCUAUAUCUGCAGAUCCAUUAACACUAAAACUUAGUAAUACAACACAAAUAACGACGGAGUCAAAUAAAAAGAAAUCAUGCAUUUUACCAAGCCUUGAAGGAGUUAUAUAUUCUUACGAAGGUUCAGAUGACAUUUUAUCUCACGGGACAUUGAUUAAACACAAUCGCACUGUUAUCGAGAACUGUCAAGUUGGAUAUCAUAAGGCUCACCACAAUAGUUUUAGGGUUUGUCAGGGAAAUGGAAAAUGGAUAUCUAAAUCUGAUAAAUUAUGUUUCAAAUGCGGUAGAUCGUAUAUCGGACACCAAUUAUUGAUCGAUAAUGGUAAAACAGCACAAGUUGGAACAGCACCUUGGAAUGUAGGAGUAUAUCGAUUUAAUAAAGUGAAUUCUAAGUAUGACUUGAUAUGCGGAGGAUCACUUAUUGCUGAAAAUAUAGUCGUUUCUGCAUCACAUUGUUUUUGGCAAAAUGGUAUGUUAUCUAAUAGAAUAUCAAUAAACAAUGGUCUAUAUAGAAUUGCUGUUGGGAAAUAUUAUAGAAAUUACACAGUUAUUGACAAUGAUUUUACUCAAAUAAUGGAUGUGGAAACAAUUUAUCUGAAAGAAGACUAUUUGGGAUAUAAUCGGUUCUAUUCUGAUGAUAUAUCUGUUAUCGUGUUAUCAAACAGAGUUAAUAUUAGUGAUGCUGUUGCACCAGUUUGUGUUGAUUGGAAUGGUAGAUAUAAUGUAACAAAUGGAGCUCAAGGAAAGAUUGUUGGUUGGGGAAAUACAGAAAAAGACAUACCAAGUCCAGUUUUAUUAGAAGCAACUUUACCGUACAUUGAUUAUAAUUCUUGUCGAAGCAUGUAUACCAAUGACUUUCAAAAGUUUGUGACUUUUGAUAAAUUUUGUGCUGGAUCUAUAUCAGGACAAGGAGUUCGUCAAGGUGACAGUGGUGCAGGCUUGACGUUUUUACAUUCUGAUUUUUAUUAUUUAACCGGAAUAGUGAGUCUCAAGGAUCCAAAUUCAAAUAAUUCAAUUGCAGUUUUUACAAAUGUUAGGUCCCAUAUUAAAUGGCUUCGUGAAACGUAUAAAAAAUAUACAUCUUAUGACAGUGAUAAUAUGCUGGUUACGAAAAAUGCAUGUGUUUUACCAAGUGCGGAAGGGAUUAUAUAUGCUUAUGAAGGAUCAGAUAAAAUAUUAUCUCAUGGCACAUUAAUUAAUCCUCUUCGUAUUGUAACUGAGAACUGUGAAGUUGGAUAUCAUAAGGCUUAUCCAAAUGGUUUUAGGGUUUGUCAGGAAAAUGGAGAAUGGAAAUUGAAUUCUGAGAAUUUGUGUUUCAAAACGUGUCCACCUCUAUUAUCAGAUAGUUUAGAUAUUAAAUGUACUCUAAAUGGUAACUAUGCUAAUUGUUCAAAUCCGUCUAUACCCGAUACAAUUGCAAACCAAUCAUGUAAGUCAACUCAUAGAAUACUAAAUGGACAAGAAGGAAUUCCAAUUGAAUUACGUUGUCAGUCUAAUGGAACAUGGAAUAAUCAACUAUAUGAAUGCACCCCAUAUUGUGGUAGACCAUAUAUCAGACACCAAUUAUUGAUCAAUAAUGGUAGUACAGCACAAGUUGGAACAGCACCUUGGAAUGUAGGAAUAUAUCAAUUUAAUAAAGAGAAUUCCAAGUAUGACUUCAUAUGUAGUGGAUCAUUAAUUAGUCCAAAUUUAGUCGUUUCUGCGGCUCAUUGUUUUUGGAAUAGCAGUACGCAAUCUCAUCAAAUAUCAAUAAUCGAUGUUUCAUACAAAGUCGCCGUUGGAAAAUAUACUAGAAAUUUUACGGUUAUUGACAAUGAUUUUACUCAAAUAAUGGGUGUAGAAACAAUUUAUCUGAAUAACGAUUAUUAUGGAGCCCUUGGGUAUCAUGCUAAAGAUAUAGCCGUUAUAGUGUUAAAAGACAACGUUUCUCUUAGUAUUGGUGUUGGACCAGUUUGUGUUGAUUGGAGUAAUAAAUAUUAUAAUGUACCAUAUGGAGCUCAAGGAAAGAUUGUUGGUUGGGGACAUACGGAAAUCAACAUACCAAGUCCCGUUUUAUUAGAAACAACUUUAUCGUACAUUGAUCAAAAUUCUUGUCGAAUUAUCUAUACAAAUGGAUUUCGAAUUUUUGUGACUGACGAUAAAUUCUGUGCCGGGUCUUUAGGAGGACAAACUGUUCUUCAAGGUGACAGUGGUGCAGGCUUGACGUUUUCACAUUCUGAUUUUUAUUAUUUAACCGGAAUUGUGAGUGUCAAGGAUCCAUAUUCAAAUAAUUCAAUCGCACUUUUUACAGAUGUUAAGUAUCACAUUAAAUGGCUUCAUGAAAUGUAUAACAAAUAUACUUCUUAAACAAGUGAUGACAUAUGUUAGCCCAAUAGUAUGAUACUUAAAUAAAAUAAUAAAAAAAAAUGUAUUAUAUGUGUAGUUGGUAUAAUUAUUUAUAUUAAUAGAUUUUUACUCUUGUAUAAAAACUUUCAACAGUUAAUUUUCAAGAAUUUUUCGUUUAAAUUAAAUCUAAUAAUACAUUAUCAAAGGGGUGAUACAUAAGCAUUAUAUACUUAAUUUACACUAGUUUUGAUAAUAUCUACAAUCUACAUAGUUGAUUAUUUACCAUAAACGAUUUUCUAGUGUUAAGUGACAUACUAAAGUUUAAUAUAGGAAUUUAAAUAAAAACAAGUAAGUAACC